Molecule: messenger RNA, 3492 nt
Organism: Microtus ochrogaster (prairie vole)
Lineage: Eukaryota; Metazoa; Chordata; Mammalia; Rodentia; Cricetidae
Gene: Fscb
Product: fibrous sheath CABYR binding protein
Exons: 3
Coding region: 1-3492 (1163 amino acids)
Biological process (GO): negative regulation of protein sumoylation
Cellular component (GO): sperm fibrous sheath; sperm principal piece
Molecular function (GO): calcium ion binding
Source: RefSeq, a predicted model, not a curated record
AUGGAAGAAAGUGAUGAACCUGAACAGCCUAUCUCAUUAGGGAGACAGGAAUUUAGAAGGAGAAGACGACCCAGCCAACCGAUGGUAGACAAGUCCCAGCAAACUGAUGCACCAGAAAAAAAGAAACCCAUGGCUGUAGCACAACCUCCUGUCCCCAAAGCUACCCUCAGUAUUGGUAAUAUUUCUGGAAGCAAAGACAACUACUCUGCAAAAGAAUAUGAGUCUCUUAGACUGUCUUCUCAACUUCAACAAACUUGGAUGAAGAGAAAGCGGGGCAUGGAGAUGACGGAUAAGUCCCUGCAGACAGAGGCUUCUGUGGAAGAAAAAGCGAAAGCCAUACUCACUGAUAAAACACUUACCCUUGAAGAAACCCCCGCUGGUGUUAGAGAAACAGCUCCUGAAUUGCCACAGUGUGUUCCAGAAGUAGAGAUUCCAACAAGCAGACCCACAGAUCGGUUAAUAGACAGAUCUCAGCAGACCAGCUGUACUGGUGACUUUAGUGUGAUGUACAUUUGCCCAAAAGAAACAGUGGACAAAGAACAACAGACAUACUUCAGUGAAUUAGAAAUUACCAUCAUGAAUAUGCCAGGUAGUUCCCUGCUUAAGCCAAAGGAGGAAACAAUACCUGUUACACAAGAGGGUUCCUCAUUUGAAGUAGAUGGUUCUCUUGAAUUAGAGGUACUACCAGGUGAAAAAGUCCCUGAUGCCAUGAUGCCUUUCACUGGAGGGGCAUUUUCUGGUGAAAUCCAGGCUCUAACAGCUGAUGAGCUUCCUUCUGAAGCCCCUGAUGAUAUUAAUCAUCUGUCAGUGCAAGGGGAACUUUCAUAUGAGCCUUAUGAUCGAGAGUAUCUCCAAAAAGCUGAGGUGGAUCAUGAAGAACAACCUAUUGAAAUUGUGGUUCCAUUCACAGAAAUGUUUGUGAAGAUCCAAAAUGUAGCAGGCAAAGAAGAAUCUGCUACUGCUGAAGAGUCCACUGACGGAGGUCAACCUCUACCAUCUGAGGGGGCUUUUAAAGAAGUUCAGCAACCAUUAGAUAAGCACACAUUAGAAGCAGUCUCAGCAGAAAUUGCUGUGGUACUAGCUGAGGAAUUUCCUAUAGAAGAUGUCUUUGAAGGAGGUCAGCGUCCAUCAGCAGAGGAUGCUCCUGAAGAAGUAGCAUCUGCAAGAGUUCUGCCUCCACCAGCUGAGGAGGCCCCUGCAGAAGCUCCACCUGCACCAGCUGAAGAGGCCCCUACAGAAGCUCCACCUGCUGAGGAGGCCCCUGCAGAAGCUCCACCUGCACUAGCUGAGGAGGCCCCUGCAGAAGCUCCACCUGCUCCAGCUGAGGAGGCCCCUACAGAAGCUCCACCUGCACUAGCUGAGGAGGUCCCUGCAGAAGCUCCACCUGCUCCAGCUGAGGAGGCCCCUGUGGAAACUCCACCUGCACCAGCUGCGGAGGUCCCUGCAGAAGCUCCACCUGCACCAGUUGAGAAGACCCCUGCAGAAGCUCCACUUGCUCCAGCUAAGGAGGCCCCAGCAGAAGCUCCACUUGCUGAGGAGGCUCCCGCAGAACCUCCACCUGCACCAGCUGAAGAGACCCCCGCAGAAGCUCCACCUGCACCAGCUGAGGAGGCCCCUGCCGAACCUCCACCUGCACCAGCUGAGGAGACCCCUGCAGAAGCUCCACCUGCACCAGCUGAAGAGGCCCCUGCAGAAGCUCCACCUGCUCCAGCUGAGGAGGCCCCUGCAGGAGCUCCACCUGCUCCAGCUGAGGAGGCCCCUGCAGGAGCUCCACUUGCUGAGGAGGCCCCAGCUGAACCUCCACCUGCACCAUCAGAGGAGACCCCUACAGAAGCUCCACUUGCACCUGCAGAGGAGGCCCCUGCAGAAGCUCCACCUGCUCCAGCUGAGGAGGCCCCUGCAGAAGCUCCACCAGCUGAGGAGGCCCCUGCAGAAGCUCCACCUUCACCGGCAGAGGAGGCCCCUGCAGAAACUCCACCUGCUCCAGCUGAGGAGACCCCUGCAGAAGCUUCACCUGCUCCAGCUGAGGAGGAGACCCCUGCAGAAGCUUCACCUGCUCCAGCUGAGGAGGCCCCAGCUGAACCUUCAUCUGCACCAUCAGAGGAGACCCCUACAGAAGCUCCACUUGCACCUGCAGAGGAGGCCCCUGUGGAAGCUCCACCUGCACCAGCUGAGGAGGCCCCUGCAGAAGCUCCACCUGCACCAGCAGAGGAGACCCCUACAGAAGCUCCACUUUCACCUGCAGAGGAGGUCCCUGUAGAAGCUCCACCUGCACCAGCUGAGGAGGCCCCUGAAGAAGUCUCACCUGCACCAGCUGAGGAGGCCCCUGCAGAAAUUUCACCUGCACCAGCUGAGGAGGCCCCUGCAGAAGCUCCACCUGUACCAGCUGUACCAGCUGAGGAGGCCCCUGUAGAAGCUCCACCUGCACCAGCUGAGGAGGCCCCUGUGGAAGUCCCACCUCCACCAGCUGAGGAGGCCUCUGAAGAAGCACCACCUGUACCAGCUGAGGAGGGUCCUGAAGAAGCUCCACCUUUACCAUCUGAGGAGGGCCCCACAGGAGCUCCACAUGCACCAGCUGAGGAGGCCCCUGCUGAAGCUCCACCUCCACCUGCUGAGGAAGCCCCUGUUGAAGCUCCACCUGCACCAGCUGAGGAGGCCCCUGAUGAAGCUCCACCUGCAUCAGCUGAGGAGGCCCCUGAAGAAGUCUCACCUGCACUAGCUGAGGAGGCCCCUGCUGAAGCUCCACCUGCAUCAGCUGAGGAGGUCCCUGUUGAAGAUUCACCUGCUCCAGCUGAGGAGGUCCCUGUGGAAGCUUCACCUCCGCCAGUUGAGGAGGCCCCUGUGGGAGCUCCACCUGCACCAGCUGAGGAGGCCCCUGUGGGAGCUCCACGUCUAUCAGCAGAUGAUAACCCUGCAGAAGUUGAGUUUCCACCUACUCAAGAGACUUCCCUACAAGGGGCUUCUGUUGAAGUUCAACCUCUAUCAGCUGAGGAGGUCUUUACGAAUGUGGUUCCAGUUGAAGAUGGCCCUACAGCUGAAACUGGGUCUCCUUCAUCUGAGGGGGCUCCUCCUGAAGAAACUACAAUGGAAACCCAGGUGACAUCAGUUGAGGAGAGCCCUGAAAAGACCUCUGCUGAUGUUCAGCCUCCACCACCUGAGACUCCUGCUGAAGACUCUCCUGUUGUUAAACAGCCUUCCAAAACUGAUGGGGUCCCUAUUCAAGAGUUUCCCAUGCAAGACACACCUGAUGAAGGUUCACUUGCUCCUUCUGAACAAUGCCCUGAAGAUAAGACUUUACUAAAAGAACAUCAGUUGCCCCCAGUAGCAGGUAUCACAGAGAAAGAAUUAGAUUCUUCUUCUUUGACAGGUGAUAGAAACUCUGAAGGAACAGAUCCUACUCCUGCAGAUGUGUCUAUGAGCAAGGAUGAGCCAGUUUCCACUUUCAAAAUAGCAGGUACCAUUAAAAUAGAGUUAAAGAACCCGCCCUCCUGA